AGCAUCCCUGCAGCGCCAGUGCCUUGGAAAAUCCUUGGCAUCCUUGGAAAAUCGCCUUUGGCUGGGAGCAGAGCGCGCCACAACUUGGGAUUUUCCGCAGGGGAAAAGGGGCGACUCCCGGUGCUGCAUCCUUCCCUUGGGAGCGGGGAUGGGACGAGCCCUUCCCGAAGCUCCUUGGCAGGGCGGGGGGGCAGCGGGGGCUGGGGACCCCGGCCAGGAAAAGGGGGGGCCCAAAUGUGUGUGCCCGGUGCGGGGUGAUGGCGUUCCGCAUCUCGCCGUGCUCCCCCUCCUCGGGCACCUUUAACUCUAUUAGUUUGUGCGUUGUUUUAUGCCGAGCUGCCCGGAGCUCCGUGUUUAUGCCGUGUGUCACAGCCGAGCCCACGGUCCAUCGAGUCCCGGAGCCGGGUCCUGCCCGGUGCUGGGUCACCGGGGGCUGUUGUCAUGUCCUGCCCACGCUCUGUCCCCGCAGGUCACCUCCCGGGAUGCCGGAGGGGGGGAGGUGUGUGCUGGUUUGUUUCUGGUGUUACGAGCAUCUCGCUAUCCGGUGUGCAGGGAGUGGAAGGCGCUGCUCGGAGUCGGGAGGAGCAGAGCCGUGGGUGGUGGGUCUGGGGAGGGUGACAGCGCUGCCCAUCCAGACCACUUCCCACCUUUAAUCCUGUGCCGGGUGUGGUGCUAAGGAAUACCACUGGUUGCCUCAGCAACGGCUAUUAAGCCAGGAAAAGGGUAUGACAUUUAUUUAGCGUUGUGGAUAGAGCUGCCAUCUCAUUAUUGCUGUCUGUGGCAGCUCCUGAGUGCAGAGACAGCUGCUGCAGGGUGGCAGCCAGGGCUGCUCCUGGCUUCCCCCAGAGCCUCUCCUGUGCUGGCCUUCAAUGCCUGGCUCUACUGCCUCCCAGGGCUGGGGGAAAGUGGAGCUGGCACCUCAGGGAGCAGAGCUGGGCUCGAUUCCUGCCCUUCUGCUGGUUUGGGGGAGAUAAUUGGGGUUUGGUGAAUGUGGGUAAAGCCUGAGAGAGGGAGGGGUGCCUGAGGAAAGCCCUCCUGCCCUGUGAAGUGCCACCAUGGUGCUUUGAGCUGGGUGUUUGUCACUCUCUGGGCUCUCUCCAGCAGCCCCUUGGUGCUGACACAGAGCAGAGGCUUUUUCCUGGUGGUCCCAUUGCUUGGGAUGUUGGUGUGGGUUCCCUGCAGGUACCAGGUGGUUGCCAUUGCCUUGGGAUUUGCCUUCCACUCCUGCUGGAAGUGCUGAGCUUGGGCAGGGGCUGUGGGUGCACAGCCACCCAGGCUGGGGAAUUCCAUGGAGUGGAAUUCCCACUGUGCUCUGUUAGGAAUGAAAAACCUGGGGAAACAUGAUCCUGUAGGUUAUGGGGUUAAUUAUUCAGCACCAUGGCUGGAACCAGGAGCAGGUGGGGCAUUCUUGUGCCUGUUGCUCUCUGCUCAUGCUUUUGGUUUUCCUUUCUCUUCUAGGCUGACCUCAGGUUAAGUCAGGAGCUUGUGCAGACUCCAAGGAGCAGUAGAAAGGCCCAGUUGCAGAAAUUUGGGUGGGGUUUUUUUCCCCACUCCCAGAAUUUUAACCUUUCUCAGAGCUGUAUUAUUCCCAUUUCACAAGGCCACACCUGGUUUUGGUCCCUCAGUGCAGGUGAGCCCAGCUGAGAGCAGGGACAGGCAGGGCUGUCCUUGGGAAGCUGUGCCACAUCUGUCACCCCAGGGCCACAGCUGAGAAGACAAACACUGGGAAGAAGCUCUGAUCUGAGCAGGGACAGAAACAAUAAACUGGAAUUAGCCAGGGCACUGAGCAGCCCUCAGUAUUUGGCUGUUGCCAUGGUUAAGGUUCUGGAGAAGUCCUGUGCUGCAGUGGAUGUGCAGGUUGAGAUGAGCUGUGUGAUCUGUCACCAUCUUCUUCCUCCCCCCCAAGCCCAUAUGGCCAAAAUAAAUCAAACCAACCCUGGAAGCUGCAGGAUUGACUGUUUGUCAGCAGGCUGCAAGGGAAGGAGUGGAGUCUGACUCUCUGAGGCAUCCUGGCUGCUGUUAUGCAGGAUGAGCAGCAUGACCAGCACUCUCUGAUUUUUUAGGGCUUUUAUCAGAUAGAAUGAGGCUUUUUUACCAACCCAGAAAUACCCAGGUUUGGAGGGGUGUGGGUUUUCAACUGGAAAUAUUCCCCUUGUAACCUGUGCUCCUCCUUCUUUUCCAAGUUUUGUUGUGCAUGGAGGAGAGUCCUGAGCUCUGCACAGAGGAAGGGAAGCAGAUGUUACCUGUCCAAUCCACCUGCACACGUGUCCCUGGAAUGUGAGCUGAGAGAAAAGCUGGGUGGUGUGUGAAAGCAAACAGUCCUCUUGGUCUUUCUUCUGCAAAAAAACUUAGUUUAUGUUUAACUUGCCACUCAGGAAGCAGCUCUGAGUCUUUACUCAUCAGGAACUGUUGAACCUGGACUGAAUAUUUUGCUGCCUGUUCUUAGAAAUCUUUCAAAUAUUUGGGUUGACCACAGCCUGCUUGUCUUCUGCCAGAUAUAUUGUUUAUUUUUCAGUAGCUGGAAUGGUUGUCACUGUGUAGCUGUUGACUAAUUCCUUCAUCAUGUGUCAUGGGAACAGCAGUCAGUCUCUUCCUCCCACCCUUUCAGAGAAGCCCCUGCCUUGCAGCCAUGUUGCCUGGUUUGUGGCUAAAUAACACAAAUGACUGGUAAGAGCAAUGUUUUUGCAGCUUGGGUUUGUUUUUCUGUGUGCCUGCUCUUCCAAAAUAUCAGAUUGCAGGCAUCAGUGCCAGCUAUUUCAUUCUGGAUGGGUAGAAAAUUGUAAAUUAAUUUAAUGUUACUAAGAUUUGAAAAAUUAAUGUUGAGAGCUUUAAGUGUUCUCAAGGCCAGUUUAUUAAAAAUUAAAAAAAAAAAAAGGGAAAAGGCCUUUGUGUAGCUGUCAAAAGUGUUCAGGCAAGAUAAGGAUGAGGAUGAUGGGCUGCAGGUUGGUGAUGAAAGCUGCUGUUGGCAGAGGGGACCCUCUGAUGUCAAGCACCCAGGGCAGCCUUUUUCAGAUAUUUCUGUGCCAGGAGAGAACAGAGGGCCCUUAAUGCAGCAUUUCUCGAUUGCCUGCAUCGAUCUGCUCUGAAGAGCAGCUCUGAUCACUGGGGACCAUUUCCUCUCCUCUCAGAGAUAAAAGCAGGGCUUUGCACAAGAGCUCUCGUGCUCCAGGAACCCCUGCCUUGAGCCUUCAUCCCCAGAGCAGGUUUUGUGCUGCUUUCCCCCUUCCUCACACCUUCUCUGGGCCAGGGGAGCCUCUGUCCUCUGCUGCCAAAAUUUCCUGCCCUCCUCCCUCCCUGCAUCCUGGCUGUUGCCAUGGAAAUGCCUGGCUGUGCACAGAUUCAGGACUUCAGGGCAGUUUGGAGCUGGAAGCUGCCCUUGGUUUCAGCAUCAUCCUUUGCCAUGUCCCAGUGAAUCCAAAAGGCUCCUCAGGGUGCCAUCAGUGCCUUGGAAAAACAGGAGCUUUGGGAUGUGGUGAGAGCAGAGCCCAGCUUCGAGGCUGGGUGUGCUGGAAACACAGAAAUGACUAAAGUUUGCCUCAAAUGUUUCCUUAAAUGUCUGUAUUGAGCAUUUACAGCGAGCAGUGCCCACAGAUGGUGUGGAAAUGUGCCUUUGACAGGAAUAGCACCGGCUAGAACGUGAUCUCAGGCAGCUUAAAUUCGUGUUGCAAGCAGGGAUUCUUUGGCCAAAAGUUGAUGUUCUGUGAAGAAAGUCUGCAGCAAAACACUCUCAGCAAGCACACGUGGCUGGGAUCACCCCUGUGUCCCCCAGGGUGCAAUGCUGCACUGUGGAGCCUUCCAUUAACGUGUUUUAAAUUCAUUUUCCAGCAAACUGCGCAAAUAUUCCGAGUUCUUCUCCUCCCUUAUCCCCCCAGGAGCCUCACCCCAGCAUCCAGCUGUGAGCACAGGCAGUUCCAGGGGAAGGGCUGGCCUGGAAUUCCCUCCUGGGUGUCACGUGGAGGAUCCCUCAGCUGCAGGAGGUGGCAUCUUUUAUUCAGCAAGUGGUCAUAAAUAAUGAAAGAAGACUUUUAGAAAAGCCAGAGGUCUCAGUGGGCUGGAGGGUGAUCGAUGUUCCUGAGGCAGCAAGAACAGGGAGCUGCCAAAUGGCUCUCAAGGCAGGUGCCUGGUGCCAUCAGAGCUGUCCCUGUGCUGUCCCCUCGUGCCAGGGGUUCCCAAAAUGUCUCUGGGUGUAAAUGCUGCCUGUGCCCUGCAGCUGGGGGGGUUUAACUGAUCCCAGCACAAUUAAUUUGGGUUUUUUGUAGUGGUCAGGCACUAAACUCUUGGAGAAGUGGCAGAGCAGGGCUGCAGCUGGGGGUGGUGCUGAACAGUGUGUCUGGCACCUGAUUUUGGGAUCAUCAGGGGUGUUUGUUGCAGGAGAGAUCAGGGAGGUGGUAAGGCAGGAGAAACGGGAAUCCUGCAGCACCGAGUCUGAAAUGUGAAUUUUAUCAACAAGGCUGCUGAAAAAGGGCAGCAAGACAGGCAACAGGCAGGCAUUUCAUUUUCAAAUGAGCAGAUAAAUCUGCUUGGUGAGAGGUUUCAGUCUGAGAACUUCUGCUGUAGCUGCAAAAGUGGCUUCAGCUCCUGUAGUAUUUUCUGGGUUCCCAGGACGAAGGGAGGGAAAUGAUGGAUCUGACUCCAUGUUCUCAGAAGGCUAAUUUAUUAUUUCAUGAUCUAUAUUGCAUUGAGGAAUGCUACACUAAAACUAUACUAAAGAAUAGAGAAAGGAUACAGACAGAAGGCUAAAGGAUAAUAAUGAAAAACUGGUGACUCCUUCCAGAGUCCUGACACAGCCUGACUGGGGUUGGUCAUUCAGUUAAAACAAUUCACAUGAAACCAAUCCAACAACCUCCAAACCACAUUCCAAAGCAGCAAAACACAGGAGAAGCCAAUGAGAUAAUAUUGUUUUCCUUUCUCUCUGAGGCAUCUCAGCUUCCCAGGAGAAGAAUCCUGGGCAAAGAGAUUUUUCAGAAAAUGUGAUGGUGACAAGCUCCAGCAUGGGCAAUGUGGUGAAAUAUCCCAGGAUUUCUAUCCAGCAUUCCCUGUACAUUCCUGUGGGCACCAGAAGGACUUGGGGUUUGGAAAAAUGCCUUUGUGACCUGGGGCUGAGCAGAGAUUCUGCACUUGCUUUGCCUGGGACACCUUUGGUACAUCCAGCAAAACCAGGCUUACAUUCCUGCUGGGAAAUAUCCCCCUGCAGGGCAGGGGAGGCUGAUUGUCCUUGCAAAUACAGCCCUGCCUGGGGAUGUCCUAAUGUUGCACCUCAGUGAUCUUCAGCAUUUUGUAACACCUGAGAAGUGCUGCAGAGUUCCAUGGGGAGCUGCUUCCUGGGGAGAUUUUUUGGGGAAAGAAACCUUGGUUGGGAGCAGCAAUUACAGGAGAGCUCAGAUCACAUCAGGGAAUGCCCACAUUGCACCAAAACUGACAAGGAAAAUGGGAUUUUUUUUUUUAAAGUGCAAGAAUUAACUUCAAACACAUAAUCAAAGCAGUGAUGAGAACACUGAUGAGAAUGAGAAAACUCCAGCUUGGAAAAGAAUUUGAGAAUCAAAUCAAGUUUAAAGGCUCUUUCAUCAGUGGAUUGGGUGGUUCUGGGGUUUUUUAAAUGAUUUUGUUGUUUUGUUUGAUGGCUUUUGAGGACUUGCUGGUUCUCCUGGGCCAGGUGGGUUGAACAGGAGCAGUGAACCUGAAGUGCUGGGUGAAUGAUUUGGCUCAGUGUUCUUGGAGGUCUCUUCCAACCUAAACAAUUCCAUGAUUCUGGGAUGAGUUCUGUGAUUCUGAGGGGGUACAGGCAGUGCAGCUUCCUGGCUCUGGUCCUGUAGCAUCUCAUCCACCUGAUCUGUCAGCCUGUCUAGAGGUGGAUGUUCAGAGGGAGCAGGAGACAUCCCCAUCCUCAUCUCCAUCACCAUUUUUAGCUGUAAAUCCUUUGGGUUUGGGUUUGGGAUGGAAUGGGAUGCUCUCCCACUGCUUUGGCUCCAGUGUGGGGCUGCUGUGCCACUUUUUUUGCUCAUCCAGGCAUUUUUUUUGGUGCUGGAUAUGGCAGCCAGGCCCAUUCCUGGAUCUGGUGGCCAGGAGCAUCCCCACAGCUCCCUCAGCCUGUGGCAAUGGCAGCGAGCUUGACCCUGGAACAGGACUGGGAAAAGGAUCUCCCUGGGGACUCUGUUUGCAUCUGGCUUGCUGUAAACAAUUUCACAGAGUUAUGAGCAUGGCCAGAUAACCAGGAGGUGCUGUGCAUCCACAGAAAUGCCUCCAUAACCAGUGAAAGGCUGUGCAAGAGGCAGGAAAAGAGACUGCAGGUGAUCCAGAGUACAGGUUCUACAGGGAACAAUCUGACCAGGCACAACAGCUGAGAGUCAAUAUUGCCUUGGACUAAUUAAACCUGCAGUUCUCAGUGUGCUCCUGGUCCCUGCACCUCGGUGGUGGCUGUGGCUGUGAUAAUAUUUGGCUUGUUCCAGCAGGGUAAAUGACAGCAAAGCUGAACUUUGGGUGAUGAAUAUCCCUGGGAAUUUUGUAGCAGAGAGGUCUAAACCUUCAUCCUUCAUCCCUCCCUGGGGUUGUUGGGCAGGUGAAGGUUUGGUUUCCCUUUCCAGGGGACUUGUCCUGUGCUCCCAGCUGGAGCCAGGGGGGCUGUUUGUGCUGUUGUGGAAUACUUGAUGAUAUUCCUCUCGAGUUUACCUACAGCUAAAUUAUUAGUUGCUGUUUUAAUUUCUCUUCUAAUAAAAAAGGAGCAAACAUCUCAUUUCCCUAGGCUGGCAUGAGAUCCAGAGUGGGCAGCUUCAUCUGUUGGGAUUGUUCUGGCUGCAGUCUGAGAAUUAGCAUUAAAAUGCAGCACAUUCAGAGUCUGCUCUGUGCAGGGAGCCAAGGGGUGUCACAAAUCCCCUGGCAGAUCCCAGCUGUGGUCCUGGUGAUCCCAGCUGGCUGUGGGAGAGUCCUUUGGGGUCUGCAGGCAGCAGCACAGGAGAUCUGUCAGGAGUUUUGGGCUUCUCUGGCUCUGAGCUGUCCUGCAGAUGCCAGCUGUGUUUGUAUGGGCAAAUGUAAAAUUGUUUUGUUGGAAAACUUUCCUGGUAUGUAGAGAAAGUUGGGAUCUCUUGGCUCCAUUCCCUGGAAGUGUUGAUUCUGUUCCCUGGAAGUGCCCAAGGCCAGCUUGGAUGGGGCUUGGAGCAGCCUGGGAUAGGGGAAGCUGUCCCUGCCCACGGCAGGGGGUGGAAUGGGAUGAGCUUUAAGUUCUUUCCCACCUACACCAUUCCAGGAUUCCAAGAUAUCCCUUGUUUUCUGUUACAAGGCCAUGUCUGUCUGUCUGUGCUGGGGCUGGUGUUUGUAUUUGUCACACACCAGGUGAGUGCCCUUGCUGCCCUUUCCACUUCCAGUCCUUUAGACUUGAUUUAUUUUUAAUGUUACAACCUCAGUCAAUGCAGUGCAAUAUUUUUUUAUUUGUAUUUUUGAUGGGUAAUUUUCCACUAAACUGUGUCUCUUGGAAGGUGUUUUGUUUGUGCCUCGAGCAUGCAGGUGGUGUGUGCAGUGUUGGCACUGAAAUGCCCACUCAGAGCCGUGUCCUGCUGUCCUGGAUGGUCCCCAGGCCCUGGACAGACAGAUGGUCACUGCCAUGGGGAAGGGCCUGAGGCAUUGUGUCAAUGUACUGAAAUUUCAAACAAAUAUUUGAAUAUACUCCUUAUAUUCCAAUAUUUCCUGAUUGAAUCAGAAGCUGGUAAAGGCAUAACUCUGCAGAUUGAUUUUCAGGUGUAUUUUGGUGUGUGUGGGGGUAAAAUCCUGAUAGCCCCAGUGCUGCCAUGGGUGUACAUUGAAUAUCUGUGUGUGGUCAGCUGGAUGUGUGAGGGAAGGGCUGAGUCCUGCUGCCAGAGCAAGCUCAGCCUGCCUGGGUGAGGGUCAGGAGCCAUCUGGAAAAGGGUGGCUCAGCCAAAUUUCAGGGAAUCCCUGAGGGCCCCAAGAAGUGAACCUCCCCACCAGGGGUGGUCAGGGAUGGCUCCUGGGCUGGGCAAGAUGCCAGAAUAUCUCCGGGGGGAAUUCCAGGUGGAGGAAAAGGGGCAGCAUGUGGUGGACACAUGGAAGUGUGUGCUGCUCCCCAUCCCUGCUCCAGCCCUGCAGCCAAGGCCUGGGGAUGUGUGGGGAGACAGAGGCUCCUCUCCUCUUGCUGGGGCUGGCUCUGCCCCUGUUUCUGUUGCUGAGUGUGAAAUGAAAUGGUGCUGGAGCAAGGAGCCCUCAGUGAGAAUGGCAGCUGCCCCUUCUCUGGUGCCCAGGUGGGGCACUGGGACAGGGGGAAGGUGAGGAGUGAAGGAGCCACCAGGAGAAACCUGAAGAUGGGAGGUGAGGAGUGAAGGAGCCACCAGGAGGAAAUUGAAGUUGAGAGGUGAGGAGUGAAGGAGCCACCAGGAGGAAAUUGAAGUUGAGAGGUGAGGAAUGAAGGAGCCACCAGGAGGUGCCCUGACCAGGGACAGCUGCAGUUUUAGGACACAAUAAAGCACUGAGGUGGAAGAUGGAGCUUUAUCCUGGUCCCUGGGGUGUUCUUCCCAGUGGAGUCACUGCUCUGAGCACAGGGCUGGAAUUUCCCAGUGCUCUGAGGCACCUCCAGUCCCGAGUUCCACAUCUCAGUGACAUUCCUUCCUGAUUCAGUACCAGCUCAUCCGAGCUGCUGGCAUCCAGGGAAGUCUCAGGGCUCUGUUAGUCACCAGGCAGGGAGCAGUGCUGGCAUCUCACCUGAUGGCUCUGACGGAGCAGCUCUUGGCUCACAGAGUUUCUGCUCUUAAUCCAUGCUCAGGAUUUCCUUUAUGGAGCUGUCAGCUGUGCAUAACUGACCUUGAUUAUACCUUGCAGAGGAGUUUAAUUCCCCAAAUGAUGCCAUUAAAAGUCUCUCAUUCAUGCCAAGGUUUGCUUGGCCAGGUCUUGACCUGCUGUAUUUCCCUCCUCCCUGUGCCCUCAGGGAGAGCAGAGCUCAGCAGAGCUUCCUUCACACCUUCAGCUCUGUGCUGGCAACACUUUCCCCUGUGUUUUUCCAAAACCAAGAUGUCACAGAGGCACUGGAAGAUGAGAUCCAGGCAUGCUGGCAGCUGUGUUUGAAAGGAAAAGUGGUUGGGAAGUGAAUGUUUGAGGAGCAAAGACUCAGCUGGGCUUUGGCUGCUUGCAGCAGGAUUAGGGAGGGUGGCAGCUGGGGAUGGGAGUCACCACUCUGCUGCCAGACCUGGCCUCCUGUCUGCUCCCUGCAGCAAUUACCCUCCUAGUUUGUGUGGGGUCCUGUUUGUUUUUGUCCCCUAAUGGUGGCCCUGAUGAGCACUAAGUGACAGCUUCCCCUGGGUCAGCUGAGUGCCAGCUGUGAGUCAGAGAGGGCAGAGCUGCUGGCCCUGCUGUGCAAAUGGAAUUCCUGGGCACAGCUGGUGCCAGGUGAUCACUGAAUUAGGCACUGAUGGAGAGUUGCAGUCAUUUGGGACAUCUGUGUCACAGGAAAUUUGUCAAACAAAAUGAGAGAAGAGAACAAUGCUGUAAAAACCUUAAAUAUGAGAUUUGGGUACCUUUAUUGGAUGACUUUUAUCUAAGUGAUGCUCAGUUCCCUCAGUUAAUUCUCGGCUCAUCGUUUUCCAACUGUGAAGUUUCUCAGAAAUUAAACAAUCUUUUUUUAUACCUGACUUUUAGAAGUGGCUGGUGAUGCUCAGCAGGCAGAGCUGCAUCAAUCCUCUGUGAGCUCUCCUGUGCCAUUGGGAACACCUGGGAGCAGAGGGGGCUCCUGUGCACCCACCCCACUGCAGGUCCAUGGCUGAGAUUCCAUGUUUUCCCUGACUGCCUCUGUCCUGCAGGUGAAGCAGAUCAUGGAGGAGGCUGUGACAAGGAAGUUUGUGCAUGAGGACAGCAGCCACAUCAUCUCCUUUUGUGCCGCCGUGGAAUGCUGUGUGCUGUUCGGGCUGAAGCGGAGGGCGGCCGGGUUCCUGCGCAGCAACAAGAUCGCAGCACUCUUCAUGAAGGUGGGCAAGAGCUUCCCCCUGGCAGAGGAGCUCUGCAGGAAGGUGCAGGACCUGGAGCAGCUCAUUGAGAACGCGAGAAACCAGGCCCAGGGGGUCCCGGAGAACGUGCGCAAGGUGCCGAAGAUGCCCAACCUGUCUCCUCAGGCCAUCAGGCACCUCUGGAUCCGCACAGCCCUCUUCGAAAAGGUCCUGGAUAAAAUCGUGCACUACCUGGUGGAGAACAGCAGUAAGUACUAUGAGAAGGAAGCUCUCCUGAUGGAUCCUGUGGAUGGGCCAAUUCUAGCAUCUUUAUUGGUGGGGCCCUGUGCACUGGAGUACACCAAGAUGAAGACUGCUGACCACUUCUGGACAGACCCCUCUGCAGAUGAGCUGGUCCAGAGGCACAGGAUCCACAGCUCCCACUGCCGCCAGGACUCGCCCACCAAGCGCCCGGCGCUCUGCAUUCAGAAAAGACAUUCCAGUGGCAGCAUGGAUGACAGGCCAUCCCUGUCUGCCAGGGACUACGUGGAGUCCCUGCACCAGAAUUCCCGAGCCACGCUCCUGUACGGCAAGAACAACGUCCUGGUGCAGCCGCGAGACGACAUGGAGGCAAUCCCAGGAUAUCUGUCCCUUCACCAGACUGCUGACAUCAUGGCACUGAAGUGGACCCCCAACCAGCUGAUGAAUGGCUCCGUGGGGGACCUGGACUAUGAGAAGAGUGUGUACUGGGACUACGCCAUGACCAUUCGCCUGGAGGAGAUCGUGUACCUGCACUGCCACCAGCAGGCAGUAGACAGUGGUGGCACGGUUGUCCUGGUGAGCCAGGAUGGCAUCCAGAGGCCACCUCUGCGCUUCCCCCGUGGAGGACACUUGCUGCAGUUCCUGUCCUGCCUGGAGAAUGGCCUCCUGCCCCACGGGCAGCUGGAUCCACCCCUCUGGUCACAGCGGGGAAAGGGAAAGGUGUUCCCCAAACUGAAGAAGAGAAGCCCCCAGGGCUCCUCCGAGUCCGCGUCCGACAAGGAAGAUGACGAAGCCACGGAUUAUGUCUUCAGGAUCAUCUACCCUGGGACACAGACAGAGUUUGUUGCCAUUAAUGGUGCUUUUCACCCACUCCUUGCACCUGUGACUGCUGGGAGAGGGAAGAUCAUGAAGAUUCCAGCUGGAAGCAAGAUGGUGGUGAUCCCCAAAUGGUGUCUGAGUCUCCCUGGCAGAUCCCGAGCUCUCCGUGCUGCUCUGGGCACCUCUUGGCAUCAGUUGCCCCAGGACCUGAUGGAUGCUCCAGGGGCUGUCCUGCCCCCCAUGUGGCAGCCCAGCACCCGCAAAUCCUCCUGCUCCUCCUGCUCCCAGAGUGGCUCCUCCAACGGGGGCCCGGCCAAUGGCUGCAGCCACGAGAGAGCUCCAUUGAAGCUGCUGUGUGACAACAUGAAAUACCAGAUCCUGUCCCGGGCUUUCUAUGGAUGGUUGGCCUACUGCAGACACCUGUCCACGGUGAGGACCCACCUGUCGGCGCUGGUGAACCACAACAUCGUGUCCCCUGAUGUCCCCUGCAGCGCCAACGCAGGGCUCACCGUGGACAUCUGGCACAAAUACUUGCAGGACAGCUCGAGUUACGAGGACCAGGAGCUGCUGCGGCUGAUCUACUACGGCGGGAUCCAGCACGAGAUCAGGAAGGCUGUGUGGCCCUUCCUGCUGGGCCAUUACCAGUUUGGGAUGACAGAGGCAGAGAGGAAGGAGGCUGACGAGCAGACCCGGGCGUGCUAUGAGCACACCAUGGCAGAGUGGCUGGGCUGCGAGGCCAUCGUCCGGCAGCGCGAGAAGGAGUCGCACGCUGCAGCCCUGGCCAAGUGCUCCUCGGGGGCCAGCCUGGACUCCCACAUCCAGAGGAUGAUGCACAGGGACUCGACCAUCAGCAACGAGUCCUCACAGAGCUGCAGCUCCGGCCGGCAGAACCACGCCCGGCUGCAGAGUGACUCCAGCUCCAGCACCCAGGUGUUUGAAUCUGUGGAUGAGGUGGAACAGACUGAAGCAGAUUCUCAGCUGGAAGAUGGCAAACAAAGCAAGAUCCCCAAUGGGACAGUCCCCAAUGGCACGUGUUCCCCUGAUUCUGGGCACCCCUCUUCCCAAAACUUCUCCAUCACAUCGGGGUUCUCGGAGCGCAGCUUCAGCAACGAGGACAGUGCCCUGGAAACCACCAAAUCCUCAUCCAGCUCCCAGGGAAAGGCUGCUGGCUCUGACCUGCCAGCCCCACCAGACACAGAUGGUGUCCAGCAGGAGAAGCUGCAGGGCCAAGACAGCCUGGAAGGUGAAUUUUCCACUGGUGGAAGCGUGGACUUUGUCCCCAUGAGUGAGGGCUCGGCGGGGCUCCUGCGUGACAGUGACACUGUGGCCCUGACUGUGGUGGAGAGCUGGGCAGACAGCGAGGCUGAGAAGCAGAGCCUGGUGGAGAGUGAGGACAACCUCUCUGAGGAGCCAGAGAUGGAGAGUCUGUACCCACAGCUGGACUCUCUGACUGUGACUGAUCUGACCAGCAGUGAACCAGCUGCUCUCUCCUCCACGGGUGUCACCUACUCUCCAGAGCUGCUGGACAUGUACACGGUGAACCUGCACCGCAUCGAGAAGGAUGUGCAGCGCUGUGACCGCAACUACUGGUACUUCACCCCCGCCAACCUGGAGAAGCUCCGCAACGUCAUGUGCAGCUACAUCUGGCAGCACAUUGAGAUUGGCUACGUGCAGGGCAUGUGUGACCUGCUGGCCCCUCUCCUGGUCAUCCUGGAUGAUGAGGCUCUGGCUUUCAGCUGCUUCACUGAGCUGAUGAAGAGGAUGAACCAGAACUUCCCCCACGGAGGAGCCAUGGACACCCACUUUGCCAACAUGAGGUCGCUGAUCCAGAUUCUGGACUCUGAGCUCUUUGAGCUGAUGCACCAGAAUGGGGAUUACACUCAUUUCUACUUCUGCUACAGAUGGUUUCUCCUGGACUUCAAGAGAGAGCUGGUGUAUGAUGAUGUCUUUGCUGUCUGGGAGACCAUCUGGGCUGCUGCUCACGUCUCCUCUGCUCACUACGUGCUCUUCAUAGCCCUGGCCCUGGUGGAGAUGUACCGGGACAUCAUCCUGGAGAACAACAUGGAUUUUACAGACAUCAUCAAGUUUUUCAAUGAAAUGGCCGAGCGCCACAACACCAAGCAGAUCCUGAAGCUGGCUCGGGACCUGGUCUAUAAAGUGCAGACUCUGAUUGAGAACAAAUGAAGGACCCGGGGCAGACGAGGCAGCCAAAGAGCCAGGACUCCCCUCCGACGCUUCCUCCCUUCUCCUGUCUCUCCAAGUGCCACACCUGUGGGACUCAGGUGGUGGGACACGUGCUGCUAUGUGAGCUGGGAGUCCCCUGGGCUCAGCACAGGCCCAGGCUCAGACCUUCUGCAGUGACUCAACCAAAGAUCCCUCCAGGUGUGUUCCUGUGCCUGGAGCAGGACCAGGCAGUGGCUUCCUGGCCUCGGAGCACCUGCUGUGGCCACCAAAACUCCCCAGGCAUUGCCACAUCCCAGGGUGGAGCUUGGGGGCUGGAGGAGCAGAGCUUGGUGGCACAGAGGGAAAGCUGAUUCCUUGGAAAGCUGCUUCCUUGGGCAGCCCUUCCCUGUGGUGUGGGAAGGCAGCCAGCCCUGCGAGCCCAGGCAGCACAGGGAUGCUGCCAGUGCUCAGCUUCUCACCAACACAAUGAGGUUCUGCCAGUAAUGGGGGGGGGACUUUGAUCACAGAAAUUCCUCUUUUGAUCUUGUCCCUCAGUGCGUUGCUUUCCCUUCAGUAUUUUCUUUUUUAGGCUUCUGUUUUCUCCCUGGGAUUUUACAUUGUUCCUACAAUAUCUGAGCACACAAGAGAUUUGUGUCUGGAUGGAUUUUCAGAACAGCUCCAAAUUCAGCAUUGGGGUUAUUUUUCAAAAUCCAGCCUCUGUAAUCUUCUCUGAACACUAGGAAAUCUGGUCCUGACCUCCUCUGGGAACUCCAGGCUGGAGGUUUUCUUACCUGCCUUACUUUAGCUGCUUGUGGUAGGAGUCUGGUCUCUUGUUGUUCCUCUGAUCUCUUGUGAGGGAAGGGCUCCUCAGAAGGCAAGUCAGAGCUCCUGAUUAUCCUGACUUUCCCUCUGACAGCUUCAGGGCUGGCUGUUGAGUCUCCUAAACCCACUGAGCAACUCCAGUUAGGUCUUGGUGGGCUUUUCCCACAGGCCUGUGAGAGGAAAAUAGCCCAAGGUCCCUGAGUGGGCUUUGCUUUGGGAAGAUGCCCUUGUGUGGCCACUUUUCCUGCACAGCCUGGAGCCCACUGCAUGAAGUGCCUCUCCAGCUGCUGUGUCCCACACAGGCUGCCCUGCAGAGGCUUCGGAGUCAUUUUUCAACUCAGGUAAAAACAAUACAAGAAAAGGAGAGGGGUGGGUGGAUGGAGGGUCCAGCCCAGCCAGGGAAGGCAAUGCUGGAGGUGCUGGGCUGGAGCUCUCUCUGAGGGUACUUUCUCUCAAGUUUUGCUGCAAACAUUUGUGUUCCUCCUGGUGCAAUGUGUGCUGUGUGUGUGCUCUCCUCUGGCACUGCUCCUGCCUUGCUGCUGGAGUGCUCCCACAGGAGGGAAAGGGGCCCUUCCUCCUCCUGUGGAUCAUCUGUCUGUGCUGGUUUGUGCUGGCUCGUGGCACGUGUCAGAUGUUGCUGGCAGAAAAAAGGUGGUUGUCAGUCUGCACAGGAGAAAACUGCUGCUUCAGGGAAGGUCUGAGCAGCCUGGUGGAGUGGUUUGCUGUUUCUGAGCAAAUCAGCAAUUUCUGUAUUCUGGGACAUAGAGGUCACAGCUGGAAAAGGCAGUGGCACAUCCUGAACCCUUUAGGGAAGGAGCUGGGGCAGGGGGAGAGCAAUGGGCAGCCCUUCACUCCUCAUAAUCCCAACAGAUGUGUACAACAAUCUGGGAAACUCCCUGAAGCAGUAAAACCCCAAAGGGUGCUGGGCUGCAGUAGCACAGGAAACAAAGAGCUUGAGAUCUGCCAGUUCCUGGGAGAAUCUUUCAUCUUUCCAUCAAGCAGAGUGAAAAGCUCGUGUCCUCCCUCCUUCCAGGCUGCUCCUGUUCCCUCAGAGCUCUAGGACAGAUCUGUCACCAGUCUAGAGGGAAAGGGAAGUGUCUGUUCUCCCCUUCCUGAGGGCCAGGGUCACCUUAAACACCACCUGACCAAGCAACAUUGCUGACACUAAACCUUUCAAGCUUCUUUCCUUGGUUUUUAAACAAAAACAGCCAAGAAAUUCUGCACAAUAUUUGCUGUCUGUAUUAACUGAGAGUGUCUUUGGGCCGCUCAAUAGCAGUGUUUUUUUGAAUAAUUUCUGGGAGGGGGGGAAGUAUUUAUUUAUUGAUUGUACCUGACUGUGUGUCCUUGUGUGCUGGCGUGUGAGUGCGCGCUGUUGUGCAAAUGGAGAUAGAAAUUUUCAAUGUUAUUUACAAUAUCUUGUAAAUGUUUACCAGAGAAUUGUGUCUAUAUAUAAUAUAUAUAUACAGUAUAGAGAGAAAAUAUGUCAACUAAGUGAGUUAUUUUUUGAGGGGGGGGUGGGGUGAGAAAUCUUUUGCUUCUAAGAACUGUGUGGUUUCUAUAGCACCUAUUCCAUGAUGUGCCAAUCUGUCACUGUCCCUGUGCUGGGAGAGUUGUUCUGGUGGGGCAACAGGAAGCUCAGAGCAGAGUCACCAUCACAGCCUCAGUGUGGUUUCAUCUUGGUUCUGGCUUUAAGACUGGAUGAGAGGAAAAAAAAAUGAGGAAAAAAAUAAUAUCAAAAAGCUUUGUUUCAGCUGUGUUGCUGGGCAAGUUCUUGUGCUUGUGGGGACCCACAGUGAGACCCCACAAGGAACAUGGGGCUCUCUUUAAUGCUUAAAAGCUGCUAAGAAGCUGAAAAGCAAAGGUUUUGCUUUUUGUGCAGCUGUUUGUGGGUCUUCUCUGGGCUCAGCCUCUCCUGCCUGGCUCUGCCUCCCCUGCUGGAUCCCCAUGAGAUAAAGCCUUGUUCUGGAAUUCUGACGGGGCAAUCGUGGUGCUGGAAGCCAGCAGGGAUCUCUCCCAGCUGGGCAGCCCAGGAUGGCCUGUUUGCCACACAGGAGAGGCCUGUCACCAGGCUUGUCCAUAUACAGUAAUCUUGUCUGGCCCCUUGGGGAAGAGGAAUGUCUCAUCCCAGCAGCUCUGUGCAGCUGGAAUCCCCCCCACAAUGGCACUGCCAGCCCAGGACUAUUUUAGCCUGUUGUUGGCUCUGUGGGAACAGGGACUGGAGCUCUGUGCCUUAAACUGACAGAGGGCAGGGUUAGAUUGGAUUUUAGGGAGAAAUUCUGCACUAUAAGGCACUGGCACACCCUGGAUCCCUGGAAGUGUCCCAGGCCAGGUUGGACACGGCAUGGAGCAACCUGGGACAGUGGAAGGUGUCCCUGCCCAUGGCAUGGGGGGAACACGGUGAUCUCUAAGUUUCCUUCCAACCCCAAGCAUUCCAUAACUCCAGACCUACUGAGGAGAUUGCUGCAAGGGUGGCAUGAGCUGCCAGCCCACAUUCCCUGCCCCAGUCACUACAAACUGAGCCUGAGGAAGGAAGGAAGGAAAGAUGGAUGGACUCCAUGGGCUGAGUUCAGCUCCCAUCACACCCUCACUGAGCACCCACAUUGCUGUGGGGUUUGUACUGGGCUCAGGGAAUCUCAGUGUGUGUAAAUCCACUGAGUGUUUGUGUUCUGGCCCUGUGUUCCCCUGAGGGAGUGACAAAUGGAUUCUCUUCCUGCAUUUGAGCUUUCUGCUCAUGCAACCUUCCAACGAGCUCCUGGUACCCAUCUCUUUUGGUGUCACCUGCGCAGACCCUUUCAAAGUUGUGUUUGUUCCUAAUUGUGUGAUUUUCAUAGGAGUUUUUUCUCUUGCUGUGUUGAGUCCCUGAAUUGAUUUGCUGUGAAUGUUUUUCAUGAAGACUGAGGUGUUGGGUUUUUUUGUGUGUAUGGGAACUUCCUGCUGUGUCCCUGUCCUGCUCUCAUCCAGCCCCUGGCAUGGGGAGCAUCCCUUAACUCUUCCAAAUGCACCUGGUAGUGCAAUCUGAGCCAGCAGUGGAACUGCCCUUGUCACUGACAGGUGAAAAAAUGGCUGAUAGAUGGAGCUAUUGAAGAGAUGGGUCCCAAAAUCCCUGGAGACACAGGUCUUGUGGCCAAGAGCAGUUUAUGGGAUGAAGUUCUUCUUAUUCUUUGUUUUUUAUUUAUUUAUUACUUAUUUUCCCUCUCUUUCCUGGAUUUUCCUGAGAUUGGUCCCCUGCACUGGGAGCCACAGUAGCCAAUGGGCCUCUGACCAGGGUUGGAACCAAUUUUGGGAUUCUCAUCCCCUAAAUUUGCUUUUGAAAUAUCUUACAAUAUCUAAAUCCCUUUUCUCUAGAGGCACAGUGGGAGCCUUUGAUCAGUAGGACCAAAAUGAUGGUCAUGUCAUCAAAUCCUCUGUCUUAUUUCUCAUUCCAUUUGGGAAUUUCCCUGAGUACUGAGCAGUUCUGGGCUUGUCUUCAGCAUUUUACUAUUGUGUGAGCACAAAUUGAUAGAGCACAAUGUAGAGAUGGAGUUCCAGCCCUUCCUAGCACUUUGGAAGGGUUGGAACUCACCAGAACCCAUGUCAGAAAUUCCUGUAAAAGCUUUUUCAGAUGCCCUGAAGUAGAUCAAAUGCCCCUGAUUGUUCCUGCUUUUCCACUCAGGGUUAGCAUUUUCAUUGCCCUGAAUGAGCAGUAUUUCACUGAUUAAGGCAUCUAAACAGUUGUGGUUCUUAGUGUGACCCCAUUUCUGUCCUCUUGUGGCCACAUGGGCUGUGGCUGAGGCCAUUUGGUGCCAUAGCCACAUGUUCACACAGCUCAAUGUGUAGAUUCCUUCCCAACUUUGCCCGAAUCCUGAACUUCCUGGAGAAUGUACGCAGCUGGAAUAGCCAUGGAAGUCUUUUAAUGUGUCUAAUCUAAUCUAAUUUAAUUUUGGAUUGGUGAUAAGCAUAUUCCACCUUAAAUUCCUGCUCAGUAGUUUAAUAGCUUCCUUUUAUAGAUGGGUUUUGCACAUGGAGGCUGAGCAAAGCCUAUGAAUGGUGCUGCAGGGGGACAGUCCCUUCUCCACAGUGGCUCCUGAGCCAUCAGCAGUGGGACAUGUCUGGGAGCAAGGGCACUUUGCAUCAGUGCUUUGAUAAGGGGGAAAAAGCACCAUUUAUCCUCUUUUUUUAAAAUUUAUUUUUUAACAAAUUAAUGCUAAAGAUUAAACUAUGCACAAGAUCUUAAAUAUGUGGAAGUUUUAGGAAUGAGUAUGGCUUUGCUGCUAAGGACAAUAAAGAACUGAAAAUCCUGAUCCUGGAUACUGAGAGACUAAAAAUGUCAUUGUUGUGACUAUGUAAGGUUGACUUAAAUUCUCAGAAAUUCAUUCUCUCUGGAGAAUAAUUCCCAGAAGCCAGGGAAGAAAUUGUUUUCCCAAACAGAAUUAAUGAAAAGCUUUGAAAAUGCAACAAGGAUGUAACCUCAGACCCACGAUUGUCACUUCCCUUGAUCAAGGAGUGUUCUGGAGAGCCAGGCAGGGCAGCAGGGUGUGACAGCCAUCGUGGGGGCUCCAUGGGACAGGGAAUUAGACCUCAGCACAGGGAUUUGAAUGUAUCUGGUGUCCUGGCAUUAGACUUUUCUGUUGCCCUACACAGAAUUGCUGCUUUUCUCUGUUGGAUGCCAUUUUGGUCUCUGGGAGUUGCUCGAUCUGAGCUUAAUGAGCACUUCCAGCUUUUAAUCUAUUUGUAGAAGUGCUGCUAAUGUUCUUAGAUUAUCUGAAUUCCACACUGUGGUAUAAUAUCUGUUUUAUAUUAUUUUAUUCAUGCUUUUGGGUUUUUUUUUUAAUGUAAACUGUUCCUUAUUGUUGUUGAGAAAGAAAAAUUAAAGCUCUAUUCUCUAUGGUUAAUGUAUUUUCAAAUCAA
Molecule: messenger RNA, 18869 nt
Organism: Serinus canaria (Common canary)
Lineage: Eukaryota; Metazoa; Chordata; Aves; Passeriformes; Fringillidae
Gene: SGSM1
Product: small G protein signaling modulator 1
Exons: 25
Coding region: 9765-13181 (1138 amino acids)
Biological process (GO): activation of GTPase activity
Molecular function (GO): GTPase activator activity
Source: RefSeq, a predicted model, not a curated record